GCAAAGGAAGCCCGCAUCACAUACAGGCAGCAGAAGCCAUUACUGCUGUCCUCAGAGACUUUGGCUGCAAUCCACCGAGAUCGACGUGCCCUGUUUCCCAGACGUACACCGACUCUCAUCUCUGCGCGAAGGCGGCUCGACGUCUCACGCUUCUUAGCAUUUAAUCCCCUCCCCGGCCAGGCUCCCCGAGUGAGGACUAAUAAAUGGACGGGAACCAGCCGUGGCGGGUGAAGCUCGCUGCUCUGGUUCUCUUCUGCUCUUGUUAUCCCCCUGGUCCAGGAUUUGUGGGCAAAGCUUAAGAGGCAGGAGUGAGCGGAAGAGUUUGGUAGAAAGAUGAAAUCUUUGCGCUUCUUUGCUAUGGGUUGGAUCGCUGGGGCCGUGCUUGCGUUCUUCAUUCCCUCCAGCAUCAGCAUCUCCAUCGCUGCAGGCUCUGCCUCAACUGAUGAAGGAGGCACAACAGCCAUGCCUAUGCAUGGUGGAAGAGUCAAGACGGUCAUCACCCACAGGAAACUGGAGGUUAACAGCUACAUUGCCGGCGCCAUCAGAAGUACAAAGGAUUCAACGAGUAUGAACGUGGAGGAUUAUCCCAGCUUCGAUCCAGCUCCAAGUUCGAAAGCAACCAUUAAAACCGGACCGAUCGAACAUGGAAUUCCUCUCAUGCCUUAUAUCCCCCGGCCGACCCCUCCAGGUCACCCCAAGCAUGGGGGGUCUCCUUGAUCCCAGCUCUGCUUGGCUGUCACUAAUCUUCUAUGUAAUCUCAACUUACUUUGUUUCUUACUCUGUAAUACUGUACUCAGGAUGAACCGAGUAUGUGAUGUGCUAGCAUGAAUCUUAUACAGUGGUGAACUCUCUAUAAUACUCAUGAUGGAUAUAUGUA
Musa acuminata subsp. malaccensis (wild Malaysian banana) is the source of this 877-nucleotide messenger RNA. RefSeq lists its product as uncharacterized. The record is from RefSeq and is a predicted model, not a curated record. Lineage: Eukaryota; Viridiplantae; Streptophyta; Magnoliopsida; Zingiberales; Musaceae.